AUGGCUCCAGUGCCUCUGUGCAUUAUCCGCUGUGACGAGGAUGAGACUCAUACUGCUUCCAUGUACUGCACUGUUUGUGCCACACACCUGUGUGCCGAGUGCUCCCAGCUCACUCACUCCACCCGAACAUUGGCCAAACACCGGCGUGUGCCACUGGCAGACAAGCCCCAUGAGAAGAUGCUCUGUCCACAGCACCAGGUGCACGCCAUUGAGUUUGUCUGCCUGGAAGACGGCUGCCAGCCGGGGCCGCUCAUGUGCUGCGUGUGCAAGGAGUACGGGAAGCAUCAAGGACAUAAGCACACUAUACUGGAGGCUGAAGCCAACCAGAUCCGAGCGUCCAUCCUGGAUAUGGCACACUGCAUCCGUACAUUCACAGAGGAAGUGUCAGAUUACUCCAGGAAACUAGUGGGCAUCGUGCAGCAGAUUGAAGGAGGAGAGCAGAUCGUGGAGGACAGCAUGGGCAUGGCUCACACUGAACAUGUUCCAGGAACAGCAGAAAGCGCCCGGUCUUGUGUGCGUGCCUAUUUUGCGGAUCUACACGAGACGCUGUGCCGUCAGGAGGAGAUGGCUCUGAGCGUGGUGGACGCACACGUCCGAGAGAGGCUGAUCUGGCUUCGACAGCAGCAGGAGGACAUGACCAUACUGCUGUCACAGGUGUCCACUGCCUGUCUGCACUGCGAGAAAACACUGCAGCAGGAUGAUUGCAGGGUCAUUUUGGCAAAACAGGAGAUCAACCGACUACUAGAGACACUACAAAAACAACAGCAGCAGUUUACAGAGCUGGCAGACCACAUUCAACUGGAUGCAGGCAUACCUGUUACUUUCACUAAGGACACACACACGCAUAUAUAUAUAUAUAUAUAUAUAUAUAUAUAUAUAUAUAUAUAUAUAUACAGUGGGGGAAAAUUUUUUUUUUUUUUUUUUAAGAUAAUCAGAGGUUUUCUUUCUGUUUUAGGUUUUAAUGUAGAAACUGUUGAAUACAAAAACCUGAAAUUCACCAUUUGGGAUGUGGGUGGCAAGCAUAAACUCCGUCCACUAUGGAAACACUACUAUCUGAACACACAAGCGGUGGUGUUUGUGAUUGACAGCUGUCACAGAGACCGGCUGAUGGAGUCUCACAGUGAACUGGCCAAACUGCUGACAGAGAAAGAGCUCAGAGAUGCUCUGCUGCUCAUCUUCGCCAACAAACAGGAAGUUCCCGGUGCUGUGUCUGUGGAGGAGAUGACGGAGCUCCUGAGCUUACACAAACUGUGCUGCGGCCGCAGCUGGCACAUCCAGGGCUGUGACGCCCGCAGCGGCAUGGGUCUACACGAGGGGUUAGACUGGCUCUCACGCCAGCUGGUGGCUGCAGGAGUUCUGGAUGUGGCCUGAGGGAUGCUUAACCACACUUAAUAGACUUAUGACUUAAAACUCAAGCUGGUCCAUGCCAUUUGUACAGUCACCCUGCUCAUGUUUACCCACAGUACCACGUCAUACCAUCAUUCAUUAGUAGACUCGCUGCUGUGUGUGUUCGUGGCUCAUUGGUGUACAUAAGUGGAGCUCAUAUUGGAGUGAUUUAAGCGAGGACUCCAGGUUAAAUACAAGGCAACAUGCAGUGGCAGAUGUUGUUGCUUUGGUUGCCCCAUAGACCUCCAUUGUACAUGCUUUACUGUAAAAAUUGCUUGGGUCCCUGUCAGAGAGUGGUAAUCAAAACAUUCACAGAUGCUGUUCAUAAAUGUAUAUUUAACCUGGACUGUUGGUUUAAAAACAAGUUGAUGAACAUUACUAAUUAAACUUACUGUCCCUUUUGUCAAAACAGUCAAAUUUGCUGAAAAUGUACUCACCCUCAGGCCAUGCAAGAUGUGGAUGAGUUUGUUUUUUCAUGGGAA
Molecule: messenger RNA, 1868 nt
Organism: Sinocyclocheilus grahami
Lineage: Eukaryota; Metazoa; Chordata; Actinopteri; Cypriniformes; Cyprinidae
Product: E3 ubiquitin-protein ligase TRIM23-like
Exons: 8
Coding region: 1-1371 (456 amino acids)
Molecular function (GO): zinc ion binding; GTP binding; GTPase activity
Source: RefSeq, a predicted model, not a curated record